GAUGUUAUAUCGAAUGUUCAUCGUUUUUAUAGUCAUUGUUGUUUAUUUCUCUGGAAAAAUAAAAGCAGCACAAAAUGAUAAAAGUUCACCAAAAAUUUACCAUACAUUUCCAGCCAAAGACAUUGAAACCGAUGGUAGUGUUGAGUAUAGAAUUGAGCAUUUACAACCUUCAAAAUAUAAAGAUGCACUGAAACUGAUGACCGAUUUUCUUAUCAAACAAGAUCCAACAAUAGCAGCGUUUAAUAUAGCCAAAGACGCCGGAUCUGCGAUGUAUUUGAAAAAAUAUUGGACUUAUGUGCUCAACCAACAUCUAUCAGUGGCUUGCUUUAAAGAGGGAUCAGAUAAGGUUAUCGGUGUAAAUUUAUUAUAUGUAGAUAAACCGGGCCGAAGUGGAUUUAAAUGGGUUAAACCGAUUAAAAUUAAAAUGAUGCAAAGUGUAAUGGAGUUCGUGAAUUUCGAUGUAUGUGACAAGUACAAAGUUAAAGAAUAUAUGAGCAGCGCUGGUCUUUUGGUACAUCCAGAUUAUCGUGGUCGCAAAAUUGCUGAGCAUCUUCUCAUUGCCAGAAAAAUAGUUUGUGAAAAUGCUGGCAUACAAGUGACAUCAACCAUUUUUUCAGCAGAUGCCUCAAAUCAUAUAGCGGAUAAAGUAGGGUUUGAGCUUAACGCUUCAAAAAGCUAUCAAGAUAUUGCGAAAAUUUAUAAACAAUUUGCCAAUGUGUCGGACCAUUUUUUGACUCGAAAAUCUAUCAAGUAUUAAUCAGUGAUUACUUAUUAUCUUUUUUUUUAUUGAAAUAAAAGACACAUUGUGAAAUGUU
Contarinia nasturtii (swede midge) is the source of this 815-nucleotide messenger RNA. RefSeq lists its product as uncharacterized. The record is from RefSeq and is a predicted model, not a curated record. Gene Ontology annotation, molecular function: N-acetyltransferase activity. The coding region runs from base 2 to 757 and encodes 251 amino acids. NCBI's taxonomy places the organism in Eukaryota, Metazoa, Arthropoda, Insecta, Diptera, Cecidomyiidae. The transcript has 4 exons.